AUGGCUCAUGAUAGAUAUGUAGAACUUGAAAGGCAUCCUCUUGGUGGUUUUGGCUUUAGUGUGAUUGGAGGAGUGGACACCCAUCUUCCGCCUAUGGUCUGUGCUUUGGUUCAAAAUGGCUCCGCGCAACUAAGUGGAAGGGUAAGCGCCUGUGUUCAUGAUCUCUGUAACUGUCUUCAAAAUCAUUGCAUGAAAGCUUUUAUCAUUCAGUUAGCCCUUAGUUUUGGCACAUUCGAGUGGCUCUCCUCUCGAGAUUUCGUUGAAUUAUUUUCUCUUCCUGGUAAAAUAACAAUUUCUGAACGCCGGAUCACUUUGCUCUCAAACGUGGCAAUCAAAUCGUGAAGACGCAGAGAAACGUGUGAACUUGUUAACUAAAAGCAUAUUUUUUCCACUUCGGUUCUAUUUACCGAAACAGAAAAAGUACAAGUUAACAGCGAACAAACAAUUUUGUUUUUCUGCUAUCAAAAUUUCCGCUGGUUUUAGUGUCUUGCUUGUUAAGGAAAGAUAAGCUAAUCUCUCGCGUAAAAUUUUGUCGAGUAUUCUGCAAUUAACUGAACUUGCUUGCUCCUGUAAUAUCAAGAUAGCGGAGAUUUUCAUGUUGAUCCAUUUCGUCUCGAGCCACGUACUAUGAUAGUAACUCUUUAACCCUUUCUGAGUUUAAUGUCAUAUAUAUACAGCUUAUCCUGUAUACUUAAGCUUAAUACAUGUACAUUGCUGGUUGGUUGAAAAGUACUUUCAAAGGACUGAAAUAAAGAUAGGUAGUAUUUUUUUUGGUCGCAAUUUAUUUUCACAAAACACUAUGGAAUUUAAUAUUCGAGCUUUGUAAGCGUGAUUUAGGGAGGAGUUUGCCCAUUUUUCGAUAUUUUGAUUUACAAAGCAAUCUCGAUUAUGAAUAACUCUGUUUGUUCUAGUUAACUUAUAAAAGUUACGGAAAAUAUUUGUGCACAAGUGUAGGCUGCAUGUCUCGUUAUGAAUUUAGUGUAAACGAAUCUUUUAUUUGUACUUUUCAGCUGUGGUUAAGUUUUUUAAUUUAUAUGUGUCGUGUCCUGUCGUUAUUUACACUACCCAGGCAUAUUUGUCGUGCUGGGAGAAUAAUGUCAAAACCGCCCUGUCUGUUUUGCAAACAAUAAACGUGAAAUUGCAUUGGUCAGAAACGAAAAGAUUUAUUAAGAAAUUAACAUAAUUGGAAAUAUCAGUUUUCUUACCUAACAUGAGUUUUUUCCUCUUUCCUUAGCUGAGUCAAUAAAUUCAUGGUUUAAUCUAUAAGUCUGCACUCUCUAUUACCAUCAUUUAUGGAUGUUUUCCCUAAAAGCUAUGUUUAAAUUGAAUGGCAAUCAAUUAUUGCUUUAAUUGGUGUGAAUAUCUGUAAACAAACUUAGCUUUUGUAUGACAACAAACAUGCUGAGGUGUACUUGAGUUAUGUUAGAGAGAAGUUGCUUUUAAAUUUAAUGUCAAAGGGAACUGUUAAUUUAAAAAUUGAGAUGGCAAGAUAUAUACCUCCAGGGUAUUCAUGGUAUGAAGCUACAUACACCCUUUAAAAUAUUCCAUGUAAUAUUAAUUUUCACAUUAGGAAACCACAAAAAUUUGAUUGUUUGAAAAAUAUCAAUAAUGCUCCUGAUGUUCAGCAUUAGGUGCAUUUUUUUUGGUAGCUAUAAAAACAGUGGCAUUGAAAUGCUGUUAGAAUAAAGAGUUGUUCAGCUUUAUCCUUAGUUCACAUUUUUUUUUCCUUUGUUCCAAUCUCAUUGUUAUGCAUUACUUAGCCAAAAACAAAGUAGAGUGAAAUAUGAACCAGGGGCAAAAUUGAACAGCAACUUUUCCUUUAAUUUUGAUUUAGAGCUAAGAAACUUUUGUUGUGCAUCAUGAAACAAGCCUCAAGAUAUGAACAUCUGCCUAUUUUUGGACAGCUUGUUACUUGUUAUCCCUAAAUGUACAUUGUUGUCUGGUUAAAAAUGCAUGCAUAGAAGAUGGUGCAAAUCCUAUGCUUCAGUUGGCUACCUAUGUUGUCCCUUCUUGAAGAAAUUCAUCAGGCUAGAGAAGUAAAUAGAUAUGUUGCCCCUGCAGGUUUUAAGGCUUCGUUCCUUUUAGGGGACCAUCCCUUUAUAGAGGAAAAAAACUUACUGAAUGUAUGAGCAAAAUGACGAGUUUAUGCAACAGUGGACAAAUGUAUACGCCAAAUGCAGAAUGUAGAAGGAGAAAAAAACAUGAGUCUGUUUUAGCUAUUUUCUGUAUUAUUAUCACUUGGAUCUACAAUAUAUUGCCUAAAAUCCUGAUGGCAGAAUCCAUGGUUUGUGGCUAAAAGGUGCUUUCAGAAAUGACCUAUGUUUGCACUUUAUUUGUUCUUUGUUGCCAAACAUACAACAUUAUUUGUUGUUUAGCUUGCACACUUAUAUGUUUUCCUCUUUAAGGCGAUGGUCCCCUAAAAGUAACAAAAGCUGGAUUUAAUUUUAUUAGGGCUGUAAAUGGUGCUUUAAUGUUUUCAGUGAUACUAUGAGUUAAUACACAAUGUAUUUUAAGGUUUUGUGUUCAAUGUGAAUUAUUUUUUGAUGCACAAUAUUUUAAGAAUAUAUACAUUUCACAGAAAUUGAGAGAAUUGUAAUGGUGGAAUAAUGUCUUUUUUUCUGGAAGUCAGCAUAUGAUUUGUAUGAAAAAUCUGAGAUUUUCUAGUCGCCCGAGGGCAAAAGUUAGGCGCCAGGGGCCACCGGGCUCUGCUAGAGCACAGCCCUGCAAAUUUGGGUCCUUUUCAACAAUUAAUCAUGUCAGUUUGGGAUGAGUACUUUCAGUAGUGGGGCCAGAGACUAACAGCAGGUCAAAAUUAAUGUGUGUAAUGUUUGACCACUGAGAGAGGCAUUACAAAUAAGGAUAGAUCACUCAAAAUCAACUGUUUUGAUGUUAGAAUAAGUUCUCAUCACUACUGCAAUAUGUACAUGUAGGCUAAACGAAAGGAAUGUGAGGGUUUGGGGUUUACAAAUUUUGGCAUACAUGUAUUUCAUGCAAAGGGUAUGACUUUGUAUUGAUAGAUUUUCCUUGAGAUCCAGCUUAGAACUUGUCUAGCAGAACUUAAUUUUCUGUCAGUCAAAUGUCUAAAAACUGUUGGAGUAGAAUCCUAGUGAAAUAAUACUCUUUGAAUGUGCUAACUUCUCUGGUCAAUGGCUCUCCUAGUGGUAUUUUUAUUUAAGACCUCAUUUAGGUACUAGUAUGAAGUGACCCCACGUUAACUUUUGAAGAAUAGCAGAGAUUUAGAAUCACGUUUUCUGCAAAUGGCAAAUGUCAGAUUCAAGUUGAGAAUUUCGUGAGGUGGAAAAUGAGCAGAUGAAAACAGUCCAAAACAAUUCUUAUGAAUAAAGCUUGUGUGAAACUUCUAAUCAUUUGGUAGAAGUAAUUAACAGUGAAAGGAAAGGAAAGGAAAACUUGGUCACAUGGUGCAAAUUCAUGUUUGCUGUUUGCAGUAAACGUGACCCUAAGUCCCUCUCGUGACUCCAAGAUUCUUGUCAAGAGGGAGCCAAUCAAACUGACUUGAAAGGAUAAGUUUGACAGUUCUGUGUCACUUAAAAAAGUAUCAUAUUGUUAUACAAGACUGUGUGUAUCCUGGUGCUGUAAUGUAUAAUAAUGAUCAGAAGUAAUUUAACAUGCUAACAGUUUUUUACAUGUAACUUCAGGUUUUUGCUGGUGACGUUAUUUUAGAGGUCAACGGUCAACCUAUUACUCAUUUCUCCACAAAUCAAGGUAAGCAAGUUAUAGUUACAGGUCUCAGGUCUCAGACAAGUAUAUUGUCUUGCUGGGCAAUUCGAGUAACUUUUAAAGUUUUCUUGUCCAUUGGGCUAGAAUCCAGGCAAGUCAUCAACAACAAAUUCUAUAACUAAGAUGAGCAAGAAGCGGUUAAGGGCAAGCAGAAUGUUUGACCUGUUUCCGAAAAAAACAAGCUUGAAUUCAAGUUUCAGUAAUUCAGUUUGCAUGUAGUUUGUUUAUAUGGUCUCACUUCAAAGCAGUGUCUUGUGCAUUCAUGUUUUGGGGACUUCUAGUUUUGUCAAAGCUGAUGGAAUGUUUUCUCUUUUAUACUAUUUUCCUUUUUACAUGUCAGCCAAGUUUGUUUCUGGCAACAACCAAUGUAUUCGAAUGUGCAAUAUACAUACAAUUGUACCACUUAUUAACCUCAUCCGUUCAGUCAUUACAGGGAAAUCUCAGACUGAGGCCUUGAUGUAUUGACUGAGCGAUCAAGUCCCAGGUCUGAGAUUUCCCUGUAAUGACUGAAUGGACGAGGUUAAUAAGUUAUUUAUUACAUGGCCUUUUCAUUAUGGACCUGAGCCUGCAAUCAAUUAAAACCAACAACUGGUCAGCAGAUUACUUUUAAAAACUUGUCACCUCAAUGAGUUGUACACUUGCCUCGCGAUACAGUCAGGUGACACUGGUCAGCGGAUACCCUUUUUGACAGUUUUUAAUUGACCAUAACAAAGGUGUCCUUAAGGAUGUCCACCAUCAAGUUAAACACAGAUUGUAUAUGCCUUGGACAUCUAGCUAGUAAUGCCUGGUCACUAAAAGAAAGUAAUGCCCAGUCAGAGUGUGCAUAAUAUUGUAGCCACAUAAUAAAAAUAAACUUUAUUUUAUUGGUAUUUCUGUACAAUGUAUGCUCUCUUGUACAAGGCAUAGGUCAAAAAAAGAAGGAUAAUUUCUUCUUCUUUUUUCACUUAUCAUUUUGGACGCCUUUCAGUCUUAUCUGUGACUUCCUCCACAUAUGUUGGUGAGAUUCCUAAAUUGUACUCCCAAAAUGUAUCACAUGAAAUUAUUAGGGUCAUCGUUUUUGAAACUCCUAUUUAAUUCAGAAUAUGGGGACCAUGAGAUUAACUUGUAUAUUCAUAUAAAAAAACAUAUGUUUAUUAUCCAUUUGUGAAGUAAAAUAUUUUAUGCUGACAGGAAACCUCUUUUCUUUUAAGUUGUGGAAAUCAUCCGCCAAACACAGGACAACUUAAGAAUCCGACUGAGGGAUGGUAAGAUAAAGGAAUUUGACUCAUUUCCUAUAGCUUUGGGAGUGCUUAACUUUGACUAUUGUUAAAGUCAUGCAUUUUGUUACUUUUAAAAACUGUUUGUCUUCUGUGCGUUAUAUUAAGGUUGUGUUUAUAACUGCACUGUAUUUAUAAUAAACUUAGGACUAAUUUUUUUUUCUUGAAAAUCUAACCAAAUAUAUGAGAAAAAAGCUACACAUUCUCAGGUACAUAUACCAGACCACUGAGCAGUAUUUAGUGUAGGCAUGUUAAAUUUCAUUGUUAGUUUUUUCAAAAUUCAAUAUUUGAUGGUUGAGCGAGAUAUUGUAUAUUUUGUUCAACUGUUCAACAGCAAAAUAUAAAUCACAUUACAGUGUAUUAUACAGGUGUCACUUGAUUCUUGAGGAUAUUGAAUUGUACAAUAUGAGUACUGUUAGUCAACAUAAUUAUUUAUAUGAAAAUAUUAUAAUGACUAUUUAUAUUUAUAUUGACAUUUCAGAUCUUAAAUGUUGAAUUGAUAGUAAUUUUUUCUGUACUAGUCGUAAUGUAAGGUCUGCCUCAAGUUUCUUGUCCUCUGCUAAAAGCAAGAAUUUCUUCUCUUUACUUCAGAGACUAUUACAAAUCAAACUUAUCUGAGUUUUUUCUUAUAUGGGAGCUAUGUUUUCAACUAUUUUCUGUCCUUUCAGGAAAAAAAAGUAGAAAAUUGUAUCAGUAAUGUUCAAUUUUUCAAUUUAUAUUAAUAAAUUACCUGCUAAACUUUUAUUUAACAUUAAUUUUUAAGAAGGUGAAGGGCAAAAGUCUGACUGCAUAAUUAAUAGUGAUGUCAUUGCUUUUUGAUGAGAUGCCAAAACAUUUGUGAGUGACGGUAAAGCAUUAUUUAAUGCAUGAAGGCAUAUCUUUAUCACCCUUGGCUCAAAGCUGAAGCUUCUAGCAGGAUGCCGAGACUUUCCACAAGAGCAUCCUGUUUGAAACCAAACCUAUAAUGUCAUGACCUUGUAAAACUAGGAUGUGAAAUUUGAAUCCUGUUAUAUUAUAUUGCGUGCUUGAGUGAAGGAGGAAUAGGAAUGUAGUUUUGAACAACCAUGGAAAGGUAUGAUUUUUUGCAACAUAUAGAUCAACUAAUUUCUUCCUUGAUGACAAUUCUCUUCGUUUUUAUACUCGUGCUGUAAGCCACAAUGGCUUCUCAGGGUGUUAUGGUUUUGUCUUGGCUAAUAUUUUGCUGCCAAUAACAUGCAUUGAGUAAUCUUUCUUCUGUGCUAGGAGAUUAGAUACAUGUAUGGUCAUGCGUUUCAUUUAUAUGGCUGAUUGUUAACAACACAACCACUUCCUUACUUUUCAAGACUUACAGCUGACUGUGUAACCAAUGUAAUAUUAAAAAGGUUCUACUCAAGAAAACUGAAAUUACCACAGUUGAAAGCCUUCAUUCAGAAAUUAUGUUCACUGUGAGGUUUUGGAUUCAAGUUAGAAACAUGCAAUAUUGUUCAAAAUUUGACUGUGGGUAUUGUAUUCAAGUUUGAUGCCAAUAUACAGUAGAAAAAUUAAUUAUGAGUUGCACCCAAUUAAUCUACCUCUUAUGGAAACUGAGGCUAAUUAUUGCUUUUUUCGCUGUACGCUAUAUUGACAUGGCUGGCUACUCCAAGGCUUUGUCUGCUCUAUAGCUUUAAUUUGCAGGUACAUCUGUAUGAUUUCCAAAGCAGUAUUCUUAAACCUUUUCAUCCUAGAGUACAUGUAGUUUCAAAGUUCCAAUCUCUGAGCAGUAACCUAGCUUGAAAGAUUUAAGACAUUUGAGUUGUAUCCAUUUCAGUUAUUUGAUAAUACUGAGUGUGUUUCAGAGGUCAAGCUAAUAGUGAAUUCAUGUUUUUCCUUAAGAUAUAACCUAAAGAUAGUGUUUUCAUUGUCUUUUGUGUGUGCACUGUAAAUAUAGCUUGUGAUGGUCUUAAUUUGUUCCUGCUGCUCUUGUUAUGCUAAAAACAUCACAUGGACAAAGACACAAUUGCUAAUCUCAUGUGAAGUGCCUCAAAAUCUGUUAUAAAUUAUCAUCUGAGAGAUGUUUAACUGCCUGUAAUAUGUAUGCUUUUGACAAGGUAGGAACAUGAUUAUUGUAAAUGUAUGUUAAUUUCACAAAUGCUUUUCCAUUUUGUACCGUUUUAAGCCUUUUAUAAAAAGACAGACUAAAACUAAACAUCAAAUCAUAUGUACAUAUAUUAUUAUGCCUGAUUUCAGCUGAUGCAGAAUUGCUGUCAGAGUGCUUAAUAGAAGGACUAGAGCAAGAAUACCCAAAAUACAAUGUUUUAUCAACUGAAGAUUUGAGUAGACAUUUUAUUACUAUAUACAGUUUCUUUUCUAUAUCAUGGUGUAGCACUUAAUUUUUAGAUAAAAUAGCCUUAAGGUAGAUUACAACAGUAUGCUGAUUAAAACUGAAAUUUUAAAAUGCGUUUACCUGUGCUACGGAUUCAACGCUGUUUCUAUGGAUUCUAUUGUGUAACAGAAGAGGACUUGAAAAUUUUCAACAGAAAUUUGCUAGCAUGUCUACAAGAAGAUACCAGCUCAUUGUGCUUGUUAAGAGUGGCUAGAUGGGGCUUACAGAUUGUAAAAUAUUUCUCCCACAGACAUAAAUUACACCGUUUGAAAGAGGGGUUGUAGGUGAUAGGCUGUUUCAAAAUCUUCCAGAUGAUCUGGAAGUUUAUGUUACUGUCUUUAAGAUUCCAUACAUGUUUACUUAGCUCUUUGCUCAUUCUUUUGCUAGGUUUGUUAAAUGAUGUUUUGUUGUUCGCGUGUGCGUCUUAAAAGUGUUUUCAGUUAGUUCAAUGUAAGGUUAAGGUUUGCUGUCUUCUGUAGUUAUGGUCGCUUGAUAUACAAUGGGUUUCCUGAGGUGAUGGGCAAAUAUUUUUUAAAAAUUGCAGUAUCAUUGCUUCCUGUAGUAAACACAUGUAUAUAUAUGUGAAAUGCUUGGUGCUCCUGUUAUUUGAUUCUGAGACUCAAAAGUGAGAACUAUCCUUUUUUUCCAGCAAGUAACUUAACUGAAAACUGUGAAAACCUGCAUUUGAAAGUAUGAGUGAAAAGCUUUUGAAUGUCCCAUUAUAAACAUUAUGUGCAUUUUAGUGUACUAGUUUCAACUGUGCCAGUUGUCAACUGCUAGGUAUUAAGUAGCACUGAGUAUAUAUAUAUGCAGGGUACUGGAUGUUUCUACAUACUUGUACAUGUAGUAUUUUAUUGAUCACCUAACAAUAACUGUAAGAAGGUUAGAUAGCACUAUGUACCAGGAAAGGUUUUACUAUCUUGUGGUUAAUAAAUGCUAGAACAAUCCAACAUUGUUAGGGCUGUCACCAAGAUUUCAAGUUGCAGGGUAAAUACAACAAGUAGGCAGGGAAUCAAACAGCUAGGGAUUUCUUUUGGUUCUAUUUUUCUUCUAUUUUCCUAUGAAAGUAGCCAGGGGAAAUCUCCGGCCCCUGUCUCUUAAUGACAGCCCUGAUUGUGCUAUUCACGGGAUAGAGGUUUGUACAGUGGAUAAAUGCUGUUCAUGUUUCCAGUACUGAUCUCUUGUGGCCAGAGAAAGUUCAGUGUGAGAGACAAUAUAAAGGAGCAGAGAUUUUUAUUCCUAAAAUGGCAGUGCAGCCAAGUAGCAUAUACUUUCAUUCCGUUCUUCAGGUCAAUCCCUGUUGUUGGAAAGUUGAAUAUUCCUAUCCACCGGAUAAAUCACUAUCCAGCGGAUAAGCAUUUGGAGGUCGAACCAAUUUGUGUUAUCAACUGGAUGGAGAUUUAAACAGUGGAUAGCAUUAUCCACCUUCUGAGCAACUGGGUCCCUGUUACUAUUGCAUUUUUACGACAGUUUUCUAACUUUCACUGAGUGGGUGCAUGAAAGACUUGAUUCUUUUCCUUUGCAUAUCAAUUAAAUUUUUGCAAAGAAAAAUAGACAAAGACACAGGAUUUUCAUUCAUUGUGUUAACAUUUUUGGAAGUCAAUGAGUGGAAAAAGAAUAAAUGGUAACACUUGACUAAUUAAUGUUGACUUUCUAAAAACAUUAAUUGUUUUGGACAUAUCAAUCGUGAAGCUGAUGACAUAAUUUGUUAUCAUUUUGCUAAAGAAGACUGGUUUUCAUGUCAUUUCUUACAGCUGCUGACUAUAUCUACCAUCUUUGUUUGUUUGAAAUAGGUAUUUGUAAUAUUAUUAUUGUUAUGUAUGUUUGAACCUGAUUGUCAAAAGAUGUAUAUUUUUAUUUUCCCUUGAUUGUGAAAAGAUAUAUUAUUGUCUUUGGUCUACAUUGUUGUUAGAUAGCAUUGAGUUUAAAUUUGUAGUUUUGUAACUAUUACAUGUACUUGUGUUAGUCUCACUUGUUCUUCACAGUGUAUAGAACAGUUACAGAGACCACAAGUCUCACAGAUUCUCAUCGUUAGUGGUAACUGUGUGUCUACAUAAUGUUAUUGGAAUUUUCGUUUGUUGCCUUGGCUUGACAGAAACCUCAACUGUCUUGUAAAACAUGGUUCAUAUCACUAUACUGAGGUAACUGACAUUGUUGGCCUCUUGUCAGUUGGCAGGUUGCCCAAAUUAUUACUUAAAACCACUGGCAAUUUCCAGCCAUUUGUUUGUUGGUGAUCCUUUGGUUGUUUGACAGCUGUCUGUUGACUGUUUGGCAGCUGAGUGUCGGACAACAGUUAACCAACAGUUUUUUGGGAGAGUUGUUCUUCAGAAUUACCCAACAUCAUUCACUUCUCCUUAAAAAACCGUGCCAUGCCUUUUUCAAAACUUGAUGACUUGUUGUAUACACUGUACGACUCCUUGUUCAGGUCAUUUUUUUGCCUUUUUGAAAGACUAUAAUGUUACAUUUUGAAAAUGAUAAUCAGAUUUUGAAAUGAAUUCCUAGAGAAUAAUCGUUUUCUUGAAAUUGUUCAACAGACCCUGGUACAAGGGAGCGUGCCAGACCUUACCUCAGACGAUUUGCAGUGGCUGAUCCUAAACUUGCAAUUUGUCAAGCAAGAGUAAAACGAUCAGCUUCUGCACCAAAUCACCCACGAGGACGUGCCUACACUGAUCAACUUCCAAGAAAAGGGAGCAGACAGAAAGAAGAUAGAAACAUGCACAAGGGAAAUAGCACUAGCUCUGAAGAUGUUAGAGCUGUAGGCAGGUGGAGCCUUUUAGGAGUUGACCAAGGCGUUGAUGGAAUAUUUGCGAGAAGAAAAGAUGAGAUUGUGGAAAGGGUAAUAACAGACUUUCCAGUAGAUAACAACUCUUCUUCAAGUAGGACAGAUAAAAUAACAAGACCUGAAAAUUAUAAAAGAGAUAGUUGGCCAGAUAAUGGCGGAAAAAGAAGUAGCCAGGAGUCUUUACCACAGAAUUGUGUAAACUGUGGACAACCCAUAGAUUUUUCUAGAGAUUUAGUCCAUAACUCAUCAGCCGAAACAACUCAGGCAAGUAAGUAUUUAAAAUGUAAAAAAUGUGGACAUAUAAGGAAUUAUUCAUCUGGUGGAAGCAGUCUUCCCGGCACACCUUAUUCUGCACAUCGGACAUUGGAAACUUCGCCAUUUGGAUUACCCUCGCAAAGAACUGCACAAUCAUCACAGAAAGUCAAUGGAAAUUUAAAUCACAAACCUGCACAAAUGCAUGGAAAUAGUGGUUAUUAUUUAUCCAAGAAUAACGAGCCUUCCAAGGAAUCUAGUUCUGUUUUAAAUGGCACCCUUAAAACUGAUUUCUUUUUACCUCCUGAUUCUGCUGGUAGACAGUUUAAUGACUUACUUUAUGAAACUCCAAGUGCCCUAGCACAGAGAUUGUUCAACCUGGAAGGAUUUGACAGAGAUGAAGUUUCACCAGAACUCAGUAAAAAGUAAGUAUUAGUACCUCGUUUUUUAACCGAACCAGAUUGAAAUCUUCAUUACUCAGGUACAGUACAGAAAUGUACUAACAUGUAGAUCCUGCAUACGCAUUGCUCAGACUGGUUAUUUAACCCUGUAAGUCCCAAAGGAACCAACAUCAAUUUUCUCCUCACAACAUCACCCCAUACAUAAUCAAUAGAAAUGAUUAUGGGAGUUGAUGAAAUGAUUGCCGAAGGGCAAAUGCAAUGAUCUUUUGUCAAAUUCCCUUAUGGAAAUUUAUGGAGGCAAGUUUGGAGAAUUUCUAUGUGGAUAUUGGAGAUUAAGGGUUAAAGGUGUCAGUGGAUAGAAAAUUGGCCAGAGACCAUGUCCAGAGAUACUGGAUCAUGGUCAAGGAGCUGCUGUUUCCUUGGCACACAAGGAAAUUAAAAGUGGUGACGUACGGUCAUUUUAUUUUUGGCUGCAAGAUUAUGUCAAUGAUUUGUGGAUAUGUACACACAUGCAGUCCUCCUCCUCCUCUCUCUCUUUUAGAGUUGGUCCCCUCCGUACUUUAACCAGGAACUAUUUCUUUAGCCGUUCAAGCCCUGGGCAAUAUCCACAUACAAAUUAUCUGUGCUUAGAUCUCAAGAAUUAGUUGAGAUACAGUAGAACGUCGAUAACUCAAAUUCCCCGCUAACUCGAACUAAAUUUCCUUUCCCUUGAUCAAAAUUUCACUGAAAUUUACCGUGAUAACUUGAACAGGUUUUUGUUUCCCUUCAGAGUUUGAGUUAUCGGGGUUCUACAAAAUGUACUGUAAUUUGAUUAAUGAUCAAAACAUUUUUCUCUUUAAAUGUUGAUCAUUGUAGGAAUAAUAUUGCCAUAAUAACUUUUUCUCCAGAUAGUCAUUCUUGGUACUUACAGAAUACAGGGUUAAAAAGAUUGAAGAAAAGAAAAACAUUAAAUAAAACACUUCAAACAGGUUUAAUGUCAGUCGCACUAUUAGUCCCUGUCAAGAUAGUAGAUGGGAGUGAACUAUUUAUCUGAAACAUUUAAGUAAUGCAUGUAACUAAUAUUGCAACUUUUUUCAGUACUCCAUAUGGGAAAUUGGUGGCCGUGGAAUACCUCAAGUUCUUUGACUUUGGUAGUGAAACCAUUACACAGUCACUACAGAAAUUCCUCAAAGCCUUUCAUUUGAGUGGCGAGACCCAGGAGAGAGAAAGAAUCUUGAUCCCCUUUUCCAAGAGAUAUCAAGAGUGCAAUAAUCCAGAUUAUGGAUCAGAAGGUAAUGAAAUAUAUUCUCAUGCCAACCCAAACAUGUUUUUUAGUUGUAAUCUUUUUGGGCACUUGAAAAGUGAGGCAUUUUUCAAUCUGAAAAUGUUUGGCAUCUCUUUACAGAUCGAUUUUGGAUAAAAAAAUUUGCUCGAGUACAUUUUUUUUAACAUUGUCUUCACUCCAACUUAAUACAAUUUAUCUAAAAUAAAUAUUAUUAUUACAGUCAAGUCUUUAUUACCAGAUACCUCAGUCUAUAAGAUGGAGACCUCCAUAAGAAGGGUAACUUCCUAAAUUGGACAUAUAGCAUUGGUCCUCUUCAACCACUUUCUUGACUCAUCUUUAAAGAGACUGGCGACAUUUUUCCAUGUUAAAUCAGUACGUGCCAGUGUUGACAGACUGUCUAUCAUGGAGAACUGAUAGGGGAUACCAUGAUGGCAAAUGUGGCAAGAAUGCCACUUAAAAUUGGUUUUUCAUUCUUUUAACCUUUAUUGCAAUGUUUUGAACACCUAAAUCACUUUGUCAAAUUAAUGUAGGCAAAUUGUCCAGGAGUGAUGAAAUUCCUAAAAACCACACCCAAGUUGUAGUUUAUGACCUCCAUAAAAUAUGAAAUGAGGCAAUGUCAUGUCGUACUUUACUUGUGCAGUGAAGGCAAAGAUGUCUACCAAAAAGUGGGCUGCGCAUGCAAAUUUGUUGUUUUGUUAUUAAAAUAAUUAAAAAUACUGCCUUUUUGAAGAUCUUGUUUCCUUCAUUGUUGUAACAUCUUAAACUCCUUAAUUUCCUUGUUUAAGCUUACUUGUCAUUCAAACGACCGGGUUAACUUACUGUCACUUUACUCAUAAAAAGUCGUGAUACACUAACUGUAUAUAAGGGUGUUGAUCUAUACCAAAAACUCCAAUUUAACACUUAUGAAAGUUCUUUUUUUCUAUUUAGAUGCUACUCAUACAUUAGUGUGUGCUAUUCUUUUACUCAACUCUGACCUUCAUGGCGAGGUAAGUGACUGGGUUUUAUACUGCAAACCUGAUCACCUGCUUAUGGGUCUCCUUAGGUGAUUUUUUGUUGGUGCGUGAAUAAAAUAAUAAUGCUUAACCCAAAGGAGUAACCUGACCAUGCAGUGCUAUCACAUUGAUUGAGCUGAAGUAUGAGAUACAUAUAAUGGUCUCCAACCGAAGUGUAUUUUGAUCAAAGUACAAACACCUAGUUCUCAUCUUUCAUGUUUUCUAUAAAGAUAUCAACUCUGCUGCUUUUAGAGUAGUCCAGUAAAAAAGUGCAAAGCAUCAGGAAAAAGUUGGUUGGCUUAGUUACACUGAAAUACUCACAGUAUGGUUGAGAGAAGUUUUGUGGCAACUCUUUUAAGAGUACUUCCUUGGUGGUGCCUGGAAAUGAAGUUCCAAGUGAUUUUCAAUAGACUAACCAUGAAAAACUUCACCCUCCAGUUUGUCCUUUCAAUGCUUCUGAAUCAAAUUGAAAAUUUGAUAUUAGCUCAGAUUUCAUUUAGGACCUUAUUUCUUUCCUUUUUUGUCUAUCGUUGUUGUUUUUUUCCGACUGAACUUAAUAUCUCUUUUUCCUUUGUUUUUAAUUUGGAAGAAUCUUCAUAAAAAGAUGACUCAAGCACAGUUUAUAGAAAAUUUAACAGGAUUAUGUGAUGGAAAGGAUUUUCCCAAAGAUUUGCUCAAGGUAUGCACAAUAUAUUAAAGGAUUAAAUUGCAUAAGAACACCUGCAUGUAAGAAACGGAAUUUUGUUCAAGUCAUACGUAUAACCUAAACAGGUGUUGCUCUAUUUAAAAGGAACUUAUCACUUCUCAGAACUUUAAUUCAUUGUGUGUUGGUCUCUUGAUUUAUAAUUUAUGCUGUACAUUUAGGUACAUAAUGUUAAAUGUGCAGAUCUAGCUUGCUGUUAAGUUCCAGGCACGAAUUUGAAAAAGUUUUUGAGUUGAAAACUCAACAAGUUUACGUUGUUUACCUAUCCUUCAUCGGCCAAAACUUGGAAAGUCUUUUACAAACAUGGUGUGUCAAUUUCCUUCUCACUUAAGCUGACAUUUUAAGCGAGAAAAAUCCGUAUUUUGGACAGCAUCUUUUAUGCAAAACAACAACUGAUUAUAUGCGUGUGAAACUUCAUAUACAUGUACAAGGCUUCACAACUGGUAAGAAUUUCUCUUUUAAUCAGUGCCAAAACAAAGAGUUUUGCAUUUUUUCUCAGGAGAGUUAAUUUAUAAAAGCAAUAGAGAACUUUUUUCUUGUAUUUGCAUAUAUAGCCUGAUGUAAACACUCCAGGGGUUGGGAGAAUUCUCCCAACCCCUGGCUUUUGUGUUUAUAUCAGGCUAUGCAAACGCAGGAAAUGUUUUCUAUCACUUGAACAGUAACUACCUUACUGAAGUGCUCUUGUAAACAGGUAAACUAUCAUUAAUUUUAUCUCAAGUGGACUUCCUCGCAACCAAAAGCAAAUUACUGCCCCUAGUUUGAAUUGAAAGAAAGGAGUUAACAGUGGUGUGCUCCGUGAUUUUUCAGGGAAUUUAUCAAGAAAUUAAAAGUAAGCCAUUGGAAGGAUUUGGGUAAGUAGUGUCAAGUCAAAAGAAUAAAAAAGUGGCAAACUGCUUACUGUAGGAAAACAGAUAAUAAUAAUAAUUAAUUUUCAUUUUUUCUGUCAAAAUGUUUUAAAAAGUGGUCAGUGGUAUCUCGUCCAAUGGUACUGCAGUACAUGUGGAGGUGUUUUAGUGGUCUAUAAAAGUGCAAGUGUCCCUAGAGUUUCUUUUCAUUCUCGCUUUUUGAGAUCUGUAAGUGGAGAGAGGAAUUUUUGAUGAAUUUUGAUGAUAAACUGACCCUUUGAUUAUCUAGUACAGUGUUCCAGUAGACCCUCAAUCUAUGAAAGUGGGGACGCAAAAAUGUAAAUUUGUUUGGUUUUUAAUUUGCUUUUAGUGUUAAAGAAAAAACACCAACACCAACACCUUCCAAGAGAUCUCUCACGCCAAAUGGGUCAAAGGUAACUUGAAUAAAUUAUUAAUGCACUUUUGGUUCAGUGGAUAGAGAUGUGCUAGGUCGAUGAAGCUCUUCAGGACCUGAUAUCAGAGAACUCGUGCUAAUCUAGUCUAAUCAGUCUAACCUUUAGUACGUGGACACUCGUAGGAUCAGAGAAAGCGUUUUGUUAGAAAAGGUUAAAAAGGCAAGGUUUGUAUGUACAGUAUGUCAGUGAGACUAUUACUUCGUGUUUGUUCACAUGAGUCAUCCACCUAAGGGAGUUGUCUGCUUACAGGAGUUUUGUAGGAGUUGGUGUUCGUAAGCAGAGGUUUAAACUGUAUUAGAUUAUUAAAUAAAAUUUAAUCAGCUCUUUGGAAGUAAUAUUUUCUGGGUAUCUAUCGCAACUGUACAGUUGAGGAAGUAUCAGCACUUGCAUUGUCGAACAGGUUACAUGUAAUGUUGUAUUUUUUGUGAAAUCUUUUUUUCUGGCUGUUAUCUCAUUUUCUAAUUACAUUGUAUAAAAUUAUGUGUUGUUUUUACAUUUCUAGGGAAGCUCUUUAGGCAAUCCCUUUGUGGAGGUAAAUGCACAUAGUGUUUAAUAUUAUAAUCACAGAACUCAGAUCAGUUUGAUUGUUUGUGUCAUAACAACGUUGUAUACUCUCUGAGAUUUCUCAAUAAUAUUUAAUUCUAAUGACAUAGCUGCAGUGAAAUUUCACAAAAACAAAUGUAUAUUUUGGUGCAACCCCUCCUGUAACCAUCACAUGAGCACCACCACCUCAUAACUGACAAUGUUUGUUCAGUCAUUGACACAGGGGAUGCAAAUAAUUUCAACCAUGCUUGUUCUUUUGGUCUGUAUUUGUUCCUCUCUUAGUGACAACUUUGUUUAUGUGACACCUAAAAUUUUAACUUUCAUGGUUCUGCAUACUUGAUUCUAUCAAUUCUAUCAAUGGAAACCCAUAAAUCUGGUUCCGUCAACUAAGCUGGCAAAGAAAAAAAAAGUGUAAUAUUCUAAAGAUGAAGAAAUUGAGCAGUUCAUCAGUUUAGAGAAAAUUAGUUUGGAUUUCAAUAAUUAUGAUGAUGGUCUAAAAUGUAGUCAUAAUUGUAAUAUUCUAGAAUCAUUGAAAUAUUUUUAUUGUAAUAUUAUUGUAAUAUUUUAAAAAUAAUUAUAAUGAUUCAUGUGGGAUCAUAGAUUCAAGCAAGUGAUAGUGACAAGGUUUACAAAGAGGGUCUACUCUACAGAAAGGUCACCGUAGAUUCAGAGGGGAGGAAGAGUGAGUUUAUGAUUGUAGUGUUAAAUAAUUAUAAUACCUGCUUAACAGUCCAGUGGUCAUGUUUUCCCUUAAACCUGACCUCCAAGUGAGAUCUUUAUUAAUAGUAUUAAUUAAAUUUCGACCAUACUUGCCAUAGAGCCUCCAGCAGUUCAGUUCAGGGGGUCAUGAGUGUGAUCUUCACCUGGAGCUCAGAAUUGUUUUUUAGCUUCCUGGUGUUAGAUUUCUCCUUCUUCCAAAUUACAUGUACAUGUAAAGACACAAAAAUAACUGAGACCACAGGCAACCCAAUAUUUUAAGAUAAUAGAGAAAUUAAAACUUAAACACCCAAAUUGCAUGCACACUGUCAGUGAUUCAAAGGGAUUUUUUUAUAUAUGUCUGUUUUUUAAAAACUGAUUUUAAAAGUAGAGAUCUGAUAAUAUACCUGUUUUUCAUUUAGCCUCAGCUUGGAAAAGAAAAUGGAUGCCUUUUAUUGGCACAUUGAAAGGAAUGAUACUUUUUCUCCACAAGGUACUAAUGAAGUCUUAGGAACAGUGCCUUUCUCUUAUUUCAUCAUGUGUAGAUCAAGAAAUUCAAAUAAUGGGAGUCAUAUGCUCCAUAUCCUCUAACAGUUAAAAACGUUUUUAAAAUGUACAUUUAUAUUAAAAUUAAUAUGUUAAUAAAUUCAAGCCGAAUGGAGUGGGGAAUUUAGAUGUGGCCUCUUUGGCUGGGCCCCCAAUGCAUGGAUCUCCUUCUCAACAUUACAAGCUGUUGAAAGUGAUCAAAUUUGUUUCUCUCUGGGUAUGUUUUUUUUCUGUCUCUUUUCAUCUUUUUGCCAUCUCAAUGAAUGACACAAUAAUAAUUUAAAGUAAUAAUAUCAUUGCUUUUCAGUUAUUAUACCUUUUCUGGAAAAGACCAUAAAUCUUUCAUUAUUACUUUUGCACUCCUUCCAGUCAGAUGAAGUUACCACUCCAGAACGAACAAGGAACUGUUUAGGAGUUCACCAUGCUUUGGCUAGUCGAGCUACAGAUUAUGUCAAGAAACCCUUUGUAUUUAGAUUUGUCACUUCAGAUUGGAGGGAGUUCCUCUUUCAAGCAGCGUAAGUAAUCUGUAGCAGUUACCUCAGUGUCAUGAAGUGGUAUGUGUUUUCCAUACAGUAUGUUUACUCAAAUACCGCAGAUUAAGGGCCGUCCUCGAAUAAGCACCUUGGCCCUGAUAUAAUCAAAAGAUGUUAAUUCUGUUAGUUUAAACCAUUGUUAAUACAACUCUUUGCUGUGUUCAACUUUCAAAUAAAGGCUGCCCUCAAGAAAGCACCACCCUCAAAUAAGUGCCGCAUUUGAGGCAUGACAAAUUUGAUAAGUGUGGCUGCAGUUAUUGAAGUAAAUACAGGAGUUUAAUUGCUGGAGAAUCAUCUCUUCUUUGGCAGUAAUGUACUGGCAGCUGUCAAGUUCUCUGGAAACAUAUAGAAGACUAGAUAAGAAUUAUUAGGUAGCUUAUCCACCUAGACAGGUAACCAGAUUUCUUAUGGUUAUAAAAAUAAACUAAUUUGAUUUAGACCAGUAUAGAGUAUGAAGCCUUUUCUUGUAGUAAAUUCCUUGACAAGAUGUUGUUUGUUCAUUUGAUUGUUUUUGCAGAAAUCAAAAGGAAAUGAAUGCAUGGAUUGAGGCCAUAAAUCUUGUAGCUGCCACAUACUCAUCACCUCCCCUACCAGCUCCUAUUGGUUCUUGGUAUGUAAUACAUACAUAGUUAUGACUUAAUUACUUGACCUUACAUAGUUAUUUAACAUCAUGUCAAUAAUGGCAUUAACUACUGUACUCAAUGUAAUUCGUUUUCUAUUACCAUUAAUAUAAUUUCAACCCUCCAAGUUAAAAUUUUCCUCUGGUGGCUAGUUGGUGACCAACUCUUUAGGUUUAGUCGCCAAAGGAUUAUUUAGGCACCAAAAUAUAUAUCAAUAAUUAAAGUUUUAAUAAUUGGUUAAGAAUUAAUGUGGGCUGAAGAAUGGUAUUGUUCAGCCAAAACAAUGUUUCCAAACAGCAUAGUAACAGUAACAUCCAUGUCGUUUCUUCAAGUAUCAGUUUUCUCUGGUCGCCAACUUGGCGACUAUUUUCCAAAUCAAGUCGCCAGAAUCAAAAUUUUAGUUGCCAUGGCGCCUAAAAUGGUCGCAGCUUGGAGGGUUGAAUUUGGGGAGCUAGGGAUGGCACAGUGGUUAGAGCACUUGCUUGCCACCUAUAUAUAUGGUUCAGGUUUGAGUUCUGGCAUUGACCUCAUGUGGGACGGUUGAGUUUGUGGCUGGCUCCCUUUUCUAGUCAUAGAGGUUUUUCUCUGGGUAUACCCACAGCAGGUUGUCCCUUCUCCUGAAAAACUAACAAAUCCAUGUUCCAAUUUGAUGUGGAAAGUGUCUUCAAGUAGUUGGGAAUACUUCGAGGCUGACAGGUUUAUCAAUUCUGGAGAUGUCAUAUCCAACCCUCUUCAAAUUAAUAAUGUGAGAUAGUUUUUUUUGCUAGUUACAGUGACUCUUAGGUGAACUUUGGUUUUCCCCAGACCUUUUCAAAUCUUGAAAAAAUGUUUUCAGACGUUGUCUCUGGUCAAUACAUUUUGUGAUUGUUAUUAAUCUCAGGUCACACUGGAGCAUUCUUGAAGCUAGCGAAUUAAUGUAUAGAUCUUCAUUUGUUUUAUGUUUGCUUUUUUGUAGCAAGAGGUUUCAGCGUCCUGUUCUUCCUUUUUCUCGCUCUCAGAUGCCACUUGUAAGUGUCAUCCUUUGUUUUUUCUGCACCUUCUUGUUUGACUGUGCCAGGAUUAGCUCAGUCAAUAGAGCUCUUGACUGCAGAAUGGUGGGGUCAUGGGUUUGAUCUCUAGGGCCGGACCAAUAGUCAGGUUGUUCCAGACUUCCAACCCCUAAAAGGCAAAAAAUGUGAUAUUCCAGCGUACAAAGAAAGUAGUGUCCGAUAGCCCUGGGCUAGUGGAUUUUGUUAUCAGGCUAGUGAAUUCUGGCUUUAAAAUCUUCUAUAGUUAAACUUCCAUUGAGCAGCCAGUAAUUAAAGUCGCAAAAUAACUGUAGAAAAGAAUAUUGUAACCUCUAUUUUAAAAACACUACCACCUUUUGGCUAUCCUAACAAGAUUUUCAUGUUGUUGCCACCCCUAUCAAGCAGCCAUCAAGCACUUGAUACACUACGAAGUUCAGUUUAAUUUUAAUUUAUGAUGAAGGAUGAUACAGUUAGAGAUUGAAGGUGAUGACUGAUCAUGGGCAAAGCGCACACAGCAUAAAAGCACAUUUUAUUUUAACCUUCCACUUUACUUGAUGUUAAAGGUAAUUUCUUUAUUUUGUAAACCACUCUUAUUCAAUUCAACAGGCCAAACAACUGGAACAUCAUGAGAAGAAGGUGAGUUGUUGAAUCAGCAUAUACUGUGAAUCAAAGAUAUGCUAUCAAUGUACUCUGUUUGAAUUCAGUUAACUCUGUUUUGAAUACUGUUAAAUGGUAACUGUCAAGAUAAUUUGUUUGUUUUGUAGAGUUCAGAAGCUGAGGGACAAUUAAUUGAAAGUUUACAAAGUAAACCCACAGGUGGUUCAGUCAGAGAACUAGAGGUGAUUCAUUUCUUAGUUAGACUAAUUACAGAAGAUCCACUUUUCGCACCUCUGAGAUAAAGCAGCUAUUCCGAGAAUGGUUGUCGGAAGAAGUGCAUGUGACAAUCCUGAAAGGUAUUGUGGGUGGUUUUGAGUUCACUGUUAGUCAAAGAAAUUUGAAAGAACAGCAUUAGAGGCCAUGGACAUAUGUUUCUGAAUGCUGAAGGAGAGCAACAAAGUAGGAUCGACAGCUACAGUGUCAGGAACAGUGUAUUGAUCAUAUCCCAUACUACCUUUCUGGAUUGUGGCGCAUGCACAUUUUUACGACAACCUUUCUCAAAACAGCUGUAUAUAUUUUAAGAAACAGGCUGCAAGAGUAUCAAAAACUGGUCGUGAGCACUUCGUGAGUAUUUCUAGAAUUCUUUCACUGGCCAAGCUUUGGAAUAGGUGUAACUGUUAAAAUUCAGUGUAGAAGAAGAUAUAAUAGCCUUUGCAAUUAUCUGAAUGCAUAUUUGCUUAUAUACCUUGUUUCAGGAAUGGCAGGAGAAGCAUGAGUUCCUGGAGUAUGAGGUAAUUAAGUACACUGUAUAGCUAAGAUCAGCUCUCAAAAUGAUCAGUCUCAAAUUCCAGUUUCUUAAUGGACCAUCAGAAUGGGAAAACUUAUCUUAUCAUUACAUGUAUUGUGGCUAAGUGUUUUACAUUAGCGCACCUGAUUUCAAACCUAGGUUGAAGCCCCCGCCCCACCACCCCCUGACAUUUAACCCCCUGAGGGGUGAGGCUUGAGUUGUUAUUUGGCACCUCAAUGAACAGAUGUUCUCUAUAAGCCCUAGUUCAACUCCUUGAUGAUAAUCUUGAAAAUAGCCAAAUGGUCAAGCCUCUAGACUAGUUGGUUGGGAGCGUGUUUCCUCCCUUUAAAUUGUUGUCCACUAUUAAUUUCUAAUAUUGUGAAAAUUGACCCCAGCCAUACGUGUAUCACCUAAUUGCCCUGUAACUUGAAAUGAGAGAGCACCAGCUGUUUGAAUGGGAAAAGCACAGAAAGAAAAUAGUUGCUAAUAAUUAUAAAAACUCAAAAAUCCACUAUCUGACAACUGGUAAUCAAGAUCAUAUCAGAUCUAUCUCCUUUGUUCCUUAAUUCAGACUUUCCUAUUAAUGUUCAAAUGUGAUGGUUGGUUUCAAUUAAUGAAAUAAACUUUCAAAACGCCGUAUUCAUUGUUUCUUCACAGUACAAAAGGUACACAAUGUACGUCAAUGUGUUACGUGGCUCAAAGUUGGAGAGCAAGUUGCGUGACAAGCCUCGAGGCCCCGGCAGGUCUGUUGAAUCUAUCAUGUUACAGAUGAAGCGCUCUAGUUCUUUGGGGGAUUUAGAUCUAACUACUGGCUACAAGGGCAGAAAUGUCAGAGAAAGCUACUUUAUGGCCAUUUAUAAGGGUUAA
Porites lobata is the source of this 21225-nucleotide messenger RNA. The record is from the annotation of a GenBank genome assembly. Lineage: Eukaryota; Metazoa; Cnidaria; Anthozoa; Scleractinia; Poritidae.